This is a messenger RNA of Lutzomyia longipalpis, 3874 nucleotides long. Its product is annotated as serine/threonine-protein kinase 11-interacting protein. Gene Ontology annotation, molecular function: protein binding. The transcript is spliced from 11 exons. The coding region runs from base 126 to 3797 and encodes 1223 amino acids. NCBI's taxonomy places the organism in Eukaryota, Metazoa, Arthropoda, Insecta, Diptera, Psychodidae. The record is from RefSeq and is a predicted model, not a curated record. Gene Ontology annotation, cellular component: cytoplasm.
GGAUAACCUCGCAAUGAUGGAAAUUUUGUAUUGUCAGUUUUAGUAGGAACAAUAAAAAAAAAGUGCAUCUCGCAGAAGUCGACUGAUAAACAGCCACAGCAGUGAUACGCAAUUAUUAAUGGGUAAUGGAUCCCAGCAAAAUAACAAGUUUGGCCACCCUUCUGCGUGACAAUGGCCACAAAAUCCUCAGUGGGGAAGCAAAGUUGACGCUUUCAGGCUCCCUCAUUCGUGCCCUCAAUGACUCAUUUAGUCUCAUUGUGGAUGAGAAUGCUGACAAGUGCUCACCGCACACAUUCUACGUUUGCAAGCCAAAUUACUCCAAAUCCGAUGUCUUCCGGGAUUUGCAAUUUGUCUUUGACUUUGUCCAGAAGACCGUGCACCUGUCCGUGAGUCAGAUGCACGGGGACGAUCAGACAGACGACGUGGUGGAUCUCACGAAUUUCCGCACUCUCGAAAAGUUGGAGAUUAACAAAGUGGCUCUACGCAAAUUCCAUGGGAUUCAGCGUCUGAGGGCACAACUUCAGGAAAUAGUCUGCCUGAAGUGUCUCUCAUCUAUUCGUGAGAUAAUACUCGACUGUGGUGGGGAUAAAUGCAAUGGUUUCGUGUGGAAUGAGCUGAAAUCCGCGAAUUUUUCCGGGAACCUCCUGAAAAGCCUGGAUAGAUCGCUGGAGCUAACACCGUGGCUACAGACACUCAAUCUCAGCCACAAUCAACUAGAGAAAAUCCCUGAGAUUCGUCUUUUGCCCAAUCUCAAAGUACUCGAUGUGAGCUUCAACCUCCUCUCGGCAAUGCCAGAAUUUCAUCCCGAAGCCUCUCGGCGCCUUCAGAUCCUCAAUAUGAGGAAUAACCUCUUGGAAAAUGUUACCGGGGUUUCCUGCCUUGAUGGGCUCUAUGAAUUGGACGUGGGAGGAAAUUUCCUCAUUGAUCACUCAAGCCUUUUGCCAAUUUGCACACUUGCUGCUCUGAGAUAUCUCAAUCUUCGCGGCAAUCCUCUGGCCUUUCACCCAAAGCACCGUGAAGCCACAGCGCGGUACCUUCACGGCAAUACGGCAUCCAUUAAAUUUGUCCUGGACAUUAGUCACCUCAGUAAGUACGAAAAGAGUCUUACGGGUGCCUACAGCAGCUACCAUCCCAUCCUCAUGCGAUCAACACCCACUGGGAGUGCAUGGAGUAUUCAAUCGCGACGCACAAACCCCAAUGAGGGUUCCUCCGUGGCAACGAGUCUCGGUUCAACGAGCAGUUUUCAAAUCACCGUGGAAGCUCCCCUCGACAGAUCCAUUGCUGAAUCCACAACCAGUCACCGGAAGUUGCGUGUAAGAAAGGCCCAAAUAUCAGACAAUCCCGAACCCAAGAGCACUGUUGCUCACAUUGAAGCCACAAAUGCAGGUGGUAGUAAGGAGCAUUUAAAGACAAAGGAACAAAUUGAGAACCUGAGGAAGCAAUAUGGAGAUUCCUGGUUGCACAGAGAAGGUGGGGAUCUCGUUAAAAGUGUCAUUGGGGGCUUUCCGGAGGAUGAUCGAGGAGCUGAGAGUAUUUUCGAGAAGAAUGCCUUAGUGGCUGAACUCUAUUCUGAGCCCCUAAUCGCUGAACCCCGACUGGAUGUUAAGGAGGAAGCUGCCAAGCAAUCAACUCCCAAAGAUGAAGGACAUUUACCCCCUUACAGCCCAUUGGAAUCCCCAAUAAAGAAUGAAGAUACUCCGGAAAGAGAAAUUUCGACGCGAGAUUCCGAUCUCGAGACAAUUUAUAAAUCCGCCAAAAGCAAUCCCAGCAUUACAACUGAUUACGUUGAUGAGGAAUCAGACCCGGAGGACAAUGAAGUAGCUUACUUUGUUACAAAUGUUUUCACUAAUCAGGAAGUUCUCCUUAUUGUCUCCGACACGAGUAUCAAGGAGAAGAAUCGAACGAGCAAACAUACUCUCUUUCGGUGGAGUCUAAAAUCCGUGGAGAGUUGCGAGAGAACUCGUUCAGAUGUUCUCCGCAUAGAAUUUAAUACAAUUAAGAAAAAUCGCAAAGAAAGAAGCUACAGGAUGCCUCAGGAUUCGUGUCAGAAACUAGAGGGAUUUCUGAGAGACUUUCUAGCAAGUCGUCCCCUGUCCGAAAUGAAUCAAACUGUAUAUAAAUGUGCCAAUUGCACAACUCAAUUUUGCAUGGAAAUUGGAAAUCAAAAAGGAAACCGGAAUAUUUUCUGUCCAGAGUGUAAAAGUGAAUUUGUAAUUGAAAUACAUGAGACACCACCACAGAAAGAGUCAUCUCUGGAUUCCCAGGCAACUCCCGUCCAAGUGGCUAGUUCUGCGGAGGCGGCCACUGAUCAAAAUAGCAGCAUUGCACUGACGGUGGAUGUGAAGAGAUCGCCCCACAAGAAGAAAUUGAGAUCAGCAGGAUCGAUAAAUGAAUCGUCGUCCUGUUCAAAAAUCUCCAAUAAUGGAUCAUUUGAUUCAAAUCAAAGCGUCGCCGGGAGUUCAACUUCCGAACGCGAUCGUGAUGCUGAUAUUCAUCUCUCGUCCAGAUUCAAUGUUGAGAGUGACGUGGAGAUUCUCAGCAAUCCCAGUCAGAGUAGUAUUGAAGUUCUGGACAGUAAAAAUUCAAGUCGGAAGCAUUCUGAGGAGAGAAAAAUCUCCCAAGUGCCAAGUUUGGAGACAAUAGCAGAUCAUAGCAGUAUCAAAGGGGAGUCAUGCGUCGAUACAGCCCCACCGUUUGCCGUUGCGGAAGAGAAGAAAACCAUGCUGGACAAAAAGGAUCUCAUCCGGCAGACUUUUCUCAAUCUCACCGAGAGUAGUUCUUCCGGAUCAAUCACAGAUAGUAUCUGUACGGCGUAUGAGCACAGUCAAGAGGCAGAAGAGCACAAGCAUCUCUCACCUGUGGAAGUCAUCUCUGAGGAGGACAACAGGACCCAAUCUUCGUUCUUUGGGUUUCUCACAUCUUUUGCAUCAACAAAUAAAGUGGACGGGAUUGUAAUGCCCAUCACAGAUCCCUUCAAGUUUACCUUCGAUGACUUUGGAAAUGUGGAUCAUCGCAUACAGAUCUUCCUGUAUCAGCACAUCUUCAUGGAAAACUCUGAGAAAUUGCUUUGGGUCGUGCGUUGUCGUUUCUGCGAUGAGAAAGUCUCCUCAGAUUGGUUCGAUGGGAUUGUCGUUAUGUCCACCGUGAGAUUUUAUACAUUUCUCAUCACCGGAGAGGAAAAUGAUGAUCCAUCGAAAUGGCUCAGGAGGUUGACUCUUGUGCCCGUUGAGGAGAUGAAAUCCAUCAAAUGUCUUCCCUGGUCCAUUGGCGUAACUUUCAGCACACGCACCAUGUCAAAUGUGCACAUUUUGCUGCGGGACUCCAGACGUACGGAGAGUUUCUUCAAAUUCCUCCAAAAUGCCACCAAUUGCCGUCCUGUGGGAUGUUCAGUCGUCCCGGAAUGUCACGAAGACACCCUCAGGACGUACCAGAGUGAACCAAUAAGAAUUUUUGCCAUCUUCGAAGCAUGCGAGAGACGUGUGGAUGAGACAAAGCUAUCAGUUAGCUUUGGGGGACUCAUUGUGACGGAGAAGACUUUCCAUAUGACUACAUCUACCCAUCGGUGGAUGACGGAGAAGGGUGAUCAAGCUGUGGGUGUCAUUUACACGCAACUCCUCCAGGAUAUGGUGGAAUGUGAACCAAAGAGUGACACAGAAAUCAAUUUAAACUUCCUCGAUGAGCGUGAGAAUAAAUGUGAACAGUGGCAUGUAAGAUUCGCCACUGCGGCCAUUCUCCAGGACGUACUGGCGGCCAUCCGGGAACCCUGGGAGGCACUCUUUGAAGUACCUCUCAUAUGACAUUCAUAGACGAACUUUCUAUUUCGUUCACAUCCCCAUUUUAGCACACAAAAUAUAUAUAUUUUCUGUUACUUCUA